Molecule: messenger RNA, 1224 nt
Organism: Lolium rigidum
Lineage: Eukaryota; Viridiplantae; Streptophyta; Magnoliopsida; Poales; Poaceae
Exons: 1
Coding region: 1-1224 (407 amino acids)
Molecular function (GO): protein binding
Source: RefSeq, a predicted model, not a curated record
AUGGCGGAGGAGAAGCUGCCGUGCCCGACGCCGUCGUGGUCAGACAUCCCGCUGGAGCUGGCCGGCCUGGUGCUCCACCUCCUCCCCGCGUACGUCGACCGCGCCCGCUUCGGCGCGGUCUGCCCGCAGUGGCGCGCCGCUGCGCGGCAGCUCGCCGCGCCACCGCCGGUGCCGCUGCUCGCUCUUCCCGACGGCACUUUCUACAGCCUCCCCUGCACGGAGCCCUUCCGCUUCGCCGGUUGCGGCUUCGCUGGGUUCAAGAGCGCCUGCGGCAGCUGGCUCGUCUUCCCGCGUCACGACGGAUGCUUCCUGGUGAACCCGUUCUCCAGGGCCACUGUGAGGCUUCCUGCUCUGUCCAGCGUCCGUCCCAGUUGCCUCCCUAGCGGCGCUGGUUUUAAGCCUGUGGAAUCCCUUACCCGCAUAUGGCCGCGCAUCAAGAACAGGAAACACCAGCUGAACAAGCUAACCUUCUGCUCGCCCAACCUUGUCGCUGCAUUCGUCAACCGCCAUGGCCGUGGUCAGAUUCUAGUGUGCCAGCCGGGGGCUUCCUCGUGGUCGUCGGUUCCAGCCCACCACACGUUCAAGGGGUUCCAAGACAUGGCCUUCUACAAGGGCAAGAUCUACAUGCUCUCUUACCACGAGCAUCUCUCCGUCGUGGACAUCAGCCAGGACCAAGCCACGGGAGAUCCACAGGUUUCUCGAAUCGUACGGGUCAUCAACGGUAAUGCAUUCCCUUGGUUACUGCCCCAAAACAACAUUUAUGUCCAUAAGAAGCUCUACCUGGUCGAAUCACAUGGUGGCGGUGGCGCGCUGGUAAUGGUGCGCAGGCAGGUUUGCUGCCGAUGGAUGCUUGGUAGAUACGUGGUUGUAGGCAACAAGUUUGAUGUGUUUGAGGCUGGCCACCUCAAGCGCCCAGCAGGUUCAGAUGGGUGGGUCAACAAGACGACCUUGGGGGAUGACGACCAGGUUCUUUUUCUCGGCCGAAGGUGCUCCCAGCUGCUGGCUCCUGCCUCUCGGUACGGCUUGCUGAGAGACCGCAUCUGGUUCUUGGAUGACGAUGAAGACUCUUUCAAAGGCUACUGUUACGAGGAGGAGGAGGAGAAGGCUUCCAUCCGCGUCUACGAUAUGACUGCCCAACUGGUCUCGCCUCCUCUGCCAACAGUCUCAUGGAAGCGCCACGGUAUGUGCCUUGCCACGUGGCUACUACCUCAAGACUCAACUUGA